GGCUCUGGCGGACCGCGCUGUCUGGACGUCAUGGUCGCUUCCCGCUUACCCCCAGCGACGCUAACGCUAAAGCAGUUCGUGAGAAGGCAACAAGUUCUCCUCCUCUACAGAAGGAUUUUGCAGGCAAUUCGGCAAGUUCCAAAUGAUUCUGAUCGCAAAUACCUGAAGGACUGGGCAAGGGAAGAAUUCAAAAGAAACAAAAGUGCCACCGAAGAGGAUACAAUCCGGAUGAUGAUUACUCAAGGCAAUAUGCAGCUCAAAGAGUUAGAAAAAACACUUGCUUUAGCCAGAUCUUAACUACAGCAUUAUCCUGAAAGGUUUGCAAAGUCUCCAUGUGUUUAGUUGAGCUUAGGCUCAACAGUGGGUAGCCCAAAGCCAAGUGAAACUAUCUGUACAUAGAGCCCUUGAGCAAAAUGUCAGAACAUGGAGCAUGGCAUAUCAGAGAGAGCCAAGAAAAGGGCAUAAGAGCAAUUGUCUUAGCACUGAAAACAUACCUUUUAUUUUGAAAAUGUUCUUGGAUAUGUCAGUUUUUGGAAGAAGCAAAGAUCAGUACAAUAGAUAGCACAUAAAAAGAUGUUCAACACCAUUAAUCAUUAGGAAAAUGCAAAUCAAAACCACCAAGAGAUACUAUUUACAUCCACUAGAAUGGGCUAUAAUUAAAAAGGGAGAUAAUUGCAAAUGUUGGUGAGGAUGUGGAGAAACUGGAACCCUUAAACACUGCUCGUGGGACUAUAAAAUUGUGCAUCCACUGUGGAAAAAAGACUGUCAGUUGCCCAAAAGGUUAAACAGCAUUAUUCAUAAUAGCCAAAAAGUAAGACAAUCCAAAUGCCCAUCAGCUGAUGAAUGGAUAAGUAAAACGUGGUAUACCCAUACAAUAAAAUAUUAUUUAGCAAACAAAAAGGGAUGAAGUACUGAUACAUGCUACACCUGGAUGAACCUUGAAAACAUUAAAGUGGCCAGUCACAAAAGCUCAUGUAUUGUAUGAUUCUAUUUAUAUGAAUGCACAACCCUGAAUAUACUAAAAUCUACUGAACUGUACAUUUUACAGGUAUAUGUGAAUUAUAUCUGAAUAAAGCCAUUUUUCCCCAAUUUUUUUUGAAAUGUAAUUGAUAUAUAAUAUUGUGUAAGUCAAUUAAGCUGUUUUAAAACAGUGUGAGGUAUAGGGCUGGAGGUGUACUGACCUCAAGAGACACCAUGGAGCUUCCUUGGAAAGUCCUUCUGCAUUAACCCUCAGGGUUGUUGAGGUAUGUUCUUCAGAUGUGUUGCAUCUGAUACUCAAGAGGACUUUCCAAAAAGAUCACCACUGGGAAUCUAGAACUUUGUAGAAAAAAGAAGAAAGAGAAGUUUAAUAAAUGCACUGAAGCACCUACCAAAAAGAAGAGGCAACUCCUGGUCAAAACUAAUGUGGUUACCUUAAUAGCCACAUGGAAAGUAAAAUAAAUCAUUAAUUAAGGAAGCUCCUCAGUGCAUUAGGUUCUCCUCCAGUGACAGGAAAAAACAGAGUUUGCAGAAUACAUUGGAGACAGAAGUUGACUUCAGGACACUUUUGAAAGAGACCAAAUGUGUUUAACAGUUAAUUUAGUGAAAGUGAAAGCUCGUGGAAGAGGCUGGGGUUGGCAGUUCACCUACAGAACAAAUCUAAAAAGUUAAUCCAAGAAUCAGAGCAUCUGAAAGAUGUAGAAGAACUUUUGCAGGAUAAACAGUGUCUAGUGCUGGACUGUGUGCCAUGGGAGAGGUGUAAACCAGUGGUGUGUCACUAACCUGCAUUCCGAGCCACCCUUGCUCUUCCACAGCUCCAGAACCCACAAGACAAAAUAAUUCUGAAUACUCUGCCACAGGGGGAUGUGCUAAUCUAAAAUGCUUGCAAUAAGCCAAUUUUCAGGUUUUUAUAUAGAUGUACGUUAGUCAAGCCAUCUGAUGAACAGAGGGAAAAGCAUGUGUGAAGAGUUUCUGAACAGAGAACCUUAGAAAGACUUGCUCUUUUGUGUGGCAUGAUUGGCAAAUACUCAAGUGCAAGCUAUCUCUAGUAAAUCUAAAAUCUUGAAGCUAAAAACCAUCCUUUUAUGAAGUGUGACAAGCAGUGACUUUGAUGUUCUUCCUAGCAGCACUGUAUGUGGAAGAUGUAAGAGCAUUUGUGGUUUGUAUUUGCAAGAAUCAAAUACCACAGACUCCCCAAGAAAACCUAAUGUGGGGUUUUGUUUUGAUUUUGUUUUUUUAAGUGGAUAAAACAUGAAAAAUUGAAUUUUCAUCUUCCAGAGGCUAAGACUAUUCUCAUGGACAAGCUUUUCCCUUCCUCUCUAAAGAACAGUUUAAUUUUAUUUGUUCACUUACAUCUUUGCGUACCUCCUGAAUUAUAGGCCAAGUCCGUUGUUUAGCCCAAGAGAAGAUUUAUUUAGCAGUUUCUUCUCACAUGUGGAACCAUGGUCAUUAAGAUGUUGGCCAGAAUAGAACUGCUGGUGAAACACAUUUAUCAUCUUCAUCAGUAUUUUGGAUUAGGCAAAUUAACUGUUCUGGGUGUUCCCUGUAAACUAUACUGUUGUUUGAAUUUGAAGUUUUGUUCCUAAAGUUUAAUUUUAAGAUGUCUGAAUGUUCAACUAAUGUAUAUUAACUACAAUAAAUCCAUCUUUAAACCCCUUUAUUAUUAUUAUAAUAUCUAUUAUAUUAUCUAAAUUAUUAGAAUUGUUUUAAAUACAAAAGCUUUCUAGCAUGAGAA
Messenger RNA from Balaenoptera ricei (Rice's whale), 2713 nucleotides. It is a transcript of the gene LYRM2, whose product is annotated as LYR motif containing 2. Gene Ontology annotation, cellular component: mitochondrion. The transcript is spliced from 3 exons. The record is from RefSeq and is a predicted model, not a curated record. The coding region runs from base 31 to 297 and encodes 88 amino acids. NCBI's taxonomy places the organism in Eukaryota, Metazoa, Chordata, Mammalia, Artiodactyla, Balaenopteridae.